AUGAACGUUUCGGUAAAAUGUGUCAAAUACUCAGGUAGACGGCUGCAGUCUACAUUUGUACCAAGAAUGGUAUUCCCAGAUUUCAAUAUACCAACAAGUGACUUCAAAGGACAUCAAAAGAAAGCUAUACAAAGAGCUCAAAAUCUCCUUCCUCAGCUUAAUCUUCUAGUUGAACUUCGAGACAGCCGGGCUCCAAUAGCCACUAGGAACCUCAUAUUCGAUUACUUGUCCUUAGAAAAGAAAGUUGACAGACUAGUAGUUUACACCAAAACUGAUCAAUGCGAUCCUGCUAUUAUUGCAUCAUUAAAUAAAUGGCAUAAGGAAAUGGACGAACAAUAUAUCAUGAUAGAUGGAAGAAGCAAAAAGGGCGCUAAAGAUCUCUUACAUAUAUUAAAAUGGAAGUAUGAUAAGUUUCUCCAGAAAAAUGAUCCGGGGAAGAAGACUGUGGGACUACCACUGGGUUAUAGAAUGCUAAUUGGCGGCAUGCCUAAUGUUGGGAAAUCAACACUCGUUAAUAGUUUAAGAUUUACUGGAUAUGCAGGCUUGGAUCAUUCGGAUGGAAGCAAACCCAAGAAGGUUGCGAAGACAGGUGAUCAGGCAGGUGUCACCAGGAACACUAGUGAAUGUAUCAGAAUCAGUGAUUAUAAAGGAGGGUUGUUUCUAUAUGAUACGCCUGGAAUAUCUUUACCUGCCAAAGCAAUGAGCAAGCAAAGAAUGCUAUCACUCAGUUUAUGUGGGUGCGUUAAAAACAAUCUAGUGGACCCUGUGAUUCAAGCAGAUUUUCUGUUGUAUCUUUUGAACCUACAGGGAAAAUAUCAAUUCUACACACACUACACUACAACCCCUACUAACAACAUUGACAUUUUGUUGAGUGGCCUCAAAAAGCAAGUAGGAAUGACAAACGAGAAUGCUGCAGCCAUCUAUUGGACAGAUUCUUGGAGACAAGGUAGAGUUUUAAAAUCUGGGUUAAGAUCUGGUUCUAAGAAGUCCUCUAAAGCUACUCCAGCUCUAUUCGAGUUGGAACCCAUUUUGGAAAACUUUCAAUACAAGAAAACUAUGCAAGAAGAACUUGAAAUUCUCAAAGGUUGGGAUGUUUUAUCCCAACCCUUACUCAACAAAAGAGAAAAGCAUUUAUCUAAGGCAAAUACGCUUUUCUGA
Messenger RNA from Kluyveromyces lactis, 1158 nucleotides. RefSeq names its product putative GTPase MTG1 (gene MTG1). The coding region runs from base 1 to 1158 and encodes 385 amino acids. The transcript has a single exon. Gene Ontology annotation, molecular function: GTPase activity; GTP binding. The record is from RefSeq and is a predicted model, not a curated record. Gene Ontology annotation, cellular component: mitochondrion. NCBI's taxonomy places the organism in Eukaryota, Fungi, Ascomycota, Saccharomycetes, Saccharomycetales, Saccharomycetaceae.